CAGCCAUUGAGAGUGAGGUGUGUGAAUUUGUAUGGUGGAGUUGUUCUUCCUGCGAUUUUCCAGAGAAAAAUGUCUCGCAACUUCCCAAUUUGUGUGCCAGGACAUCGAUAAGAGUGGCCAGAAGACUUGUGUGCAGCAGAGAGUGGGCAACACGUGAAGAUUAGUGCAUAAAAUCGACGAAGAGGUGAACAAGGCAGAUUUAUAACAACGUUGGAGGCUCGACAAGAUACGGAGAGACGAGAAAAUGGGCGACGAUUACCAAAUUCCGCGUCUGAUGGUCUUCCGACCGACUUGGGAGGAGUUCAAGGAUUUCGGCAAGUACAUUCAGUACAUGGAGUCCCAGGGGGCGCACAAGGCGGGUCUGGCGAAGGUUGUGCCUCCGGUUGAGUGGGUGCCACGUAAAUCUGGAUAUGACCUUGAUAAGUUGGACAUCACAAUUCCGGCGCCCAUUUGUCAGAUUGUGGCGGGCAAGCAGGGACUCUAUCAGCAGAUCAACAUCCAGAAGCGACCAAUAACGUUGAAGCAAUUCAGCGAAUUGGCACAAACUGAUCGCUAUGCCACGCCCAAUCAUUUUGACUUUGAGGACUUGGAGAGGAAGUAUUGGAAGAAUAUAAAGUAUGUGGCGCCAAUUUAUGGUGCUGAUGUGAGUGGAACACUCACGGAUCCGGACGUGAAGGAGUGGAAUGUGAACACGUUGGGCACGAUUUUGGAUUAUGUGAAUGAUGACUAUGGGAUACAGAUUGACGGCGUGAAUACGGCGUAUUUGUAUUUUGGCAUGUGGAAGACGACAUUUGCGUGGCACACUGAAGAUAUGGAUUUGUAUUCGAUAAAUUAUUUGCAUUUUGGGGCGCCAAAGACGUGGUAUGCUGUGCCGCCGGAAUUGGGGAGGCGAAUGGAGAAGAUGGCAAACACGUACUUUGAGGCAAGUCACAAUAAUUGCAAGGCUUACUUGAGACACAAGACAACACUGAUAAGUCCGCAGAUUCUGAAGAAGCACAACAUUCCGUACAAUAAGAUUACCCAAGAAGCGGGUGAGAUCAUGAUAACCUUUCCUUUUGGGUAUCAUUCGGGCUUCAAUCAUGGCUUCAAUUGUGCCGAAUCGACGAAUUUCGCGAUGCCACGGUGGGUGGAGUAUGGCAAGAGGGCGACACAGUGUCAGUGCAGCAGUGACAUGGUGAAGAUCUCCAUGGAGACAUUUGUGAAGCGCCUUCAGCCGGAGCGCUAUGAGAAUUGGUUGAAGGGUCAGGAUAUUGGACCACAUCCUGAGGGUCCAUAUCAUAUUCAGACACCGGCAAAUCCACCCACAGAGCAAGAUCUGGUGAGGCUGGUGAGCAACAAGGAGAAUCCGCUGGCGCAGGAGAUGCUGAGCAAGAUGAAUCGACAGUGUAAUCCGACGUUGAGCAAUUCCAGCAAGUCCUUCAAGGAGCGCUAUCCAGAUCUGGAUAUGGAUGACAUCGAGAGGAAUCCACAUAUUCCCGAUGAGGUGCGCGCAGUGCUGAGUGGAGCGCUGACACUGGACAAUGCUGAGGAUGAGAUGUAUGAGCCUGAAGAUGAUGCUGAACACGUGGAUGAUAUGACUAUGGAGAAGAAACUCUCGGAUUUGCUCUAUGACUCAGAUGAGGAGUUCAAGGUGAGGAAGAACAAGAAGAAGCGAAAGAAUUCUGAUGACGAUUUGAGUGAUGAUGACUAUGAUUGGGGUGAAAUGGAGGAGUUGCGGAAGAUGCGCAGCAGACGUGGAAAGAGACCAGUUGGGCGACCGCGAAAGCGAAAGCCCAAGAAGGAGGCUGAAGAGGAGGAAGUUGGUCAGGAUGGACAGAAGAAGGAGAAGCCUAAGAAAUUGAAACUCACAGAAUUGGAAUUGCUGAAUAUCAACCGACCGGAAAUUACAGGGAAGCGCGAGAGGAAGCCAACGGCCAAUAUGGUAGCCAAUCUGGAGUCUGAGCGGAUUCUGUCGCAGUUGCUGGAGCCAAAGAAAGCACAGGCGAAGAUAGCAAAAACACCAAAGCCACCGGAAUUGGAGAUGAAGCCAAAGUUGUAUGAGAGCAAGACUCUGACGAGUGUUGAGACUCCGUCGUGCGUGCGCAAUGAUGCUGUCGCCGCCGCCGCCGCCGCCACUGCUGCUGCGGCUGCUGAGGUGGUCGCGAAGCAGCCGAAGGCACGAAAGCCAUCGCCAGCCAUGUCGAUGACCCCAAAAGUGAAUGCCAAGAGGAUAGAGAAGCCGACACUCUCGAUGGGGAAAGUCAAUAACAAGAUUCUGGACAAUUCGCCCGGCAUCAGGAGUCUGACAGAGACACCAUUUGGCUCGUAUGCCAAACCGCCAGUGCCAGUACAAAGUCCUCUGACGCCUGCGCCAAAAGUGGAAAAAUACGAUUACAUGCCGAACUCCAGCAUCCCGAUGAAUCCGGUGAUGAACAGCAUGUCAAUGAAUCCCAUUAUGACGCCCAUGAUGAACUCCAUGAUGAAUUCAAUGGUCAAUUCGAUGAUCAAUGGCAGUUCGACGGCGAUGAUGAAGUCGUCGCCUGUGACGAAUUUGCCGGUGAAUCCGAUGGUGAAGGCGGGCGUGAAUCCACCGCCGAAGCCUCCGAUGCAGUUGCCGGUCGUCAGGCCGCCGCCGAGUGUGCAGAAUUUGACUGUGAAGCCUGUGUUUUGUCCAAAGCCACCGCCGCCAGUGGUGCCGAAGCCUCCGCCUGUGGUGAAGAAGGAGGUGAAGCCGUCGCCGCCGCCACAAGUGAAGCAAGAGAUGAAGACAGAAGCAAAGGCGCCGCCGAUGAAGAGUAUGAACACCAAUAUGUCAUAUUUGGGGGCGUUCAGUGAGUUCCUGGAGUCGAGGAAGUCUUCGCACGGUUCCUCAACAACCACACCGAGUAAGGUUUACACCACGGGCAUUAGUAAGACGCCGUCGGCGCCACAGAAGGCGGUGAAGGUGGAGAAGGACGAGACACCACCGGAAGCUGUGCUGCAGAUUAAGAUGGAAGUGCCGGAUAGUGUGACGAUGAUGAGGCAACAGCUGAACAGCAACAAAGUGCCGAUGGCAGCGGCGGCGGCGGCGGCCAGUUCGAAUCGCAGGCGAAAGACGCAGCAGAAGCCGAGGCAGAUCAUCAAGAAUCUGGACUAUCAGUUUGCUCAGGAGGAUGGAUAUACGCCAAAUCUCAUGGUCAGUGGCUUGAUGAACAAUCGCGUGCAGCCACAGCAGGCGAAUGUGGCCGGUGGACAGCAAGUUGCCGCCAUGCAGCAGACUUUCGAUCUCAAUUACCAGACUUAUCAGUCGCUGGGGGAGUUCCAGGAGCAACAGCAGCAGCAGCAGCAGCAGUCUGGAUCGAUGACGAUGCUGGGCAGCAGCAUCAUCGCCUCGCAGCAGGCGCUGCAGUCCAGCCUGGGCUUCAACUAUCACAAUCCUGCCGCGCUCAAUGCUCUGUAUUCCACCUUCCCAACGGCCUCCAGUCGAAUGGGGCUGCUGACGGAUGACAAUUAGGC
This is a messenger RNA of Phlebotomus argentipes, 3474 nucleotides long. Its product is annotated as probable lysine-specific demethylase 4B. Gene Ontology annotation, biological process: chromatin remodeling. Gene Ontology annotation, molecular function: histone H3K36 demethylase activity; histone H3K9 demethylase activity. The record is from RefSeq and is a predicted model, not a curated record. The coding region runs from base 245 to 3472 and encodes 1075 amino acids. Gene Ontology annotation, cellular component: nucleus. The transcript has 7 exons. NCBI's taxonomy places the organism in Eukaryota, Metazoa, Arthropoda, Insecta, Diptera, Psychodidae.